This is a messenger RNA of Cylicostephanus goldi, 480 nucleotides long. Lineage: Eukaryota; Metazoa; Nematoda; Chromadorea; Rhabditida; Strongylidae. The record is from the annotation of a GenBank genome assembly.
ACAAAUGCUGGAAAUGUCAGCCCCUCAAUCAGCAUACGAUCAGAAACGACUUUUGAUGUGGAUAGAAAAUUACCACGGUCACCACGCGGAUCAUUGGACGGCUCACUCCCAGAAGCACCCUUAGUCCCUACACGAAGAAGAGGUAAACAGAAGAAACUUGACUCUAUAAGUUUACCUAGAAAUUUUACUCAUGUGGCACAUGUGGGUUGGAAUGGAAAUGGAGUGAUUUUCGAUGAGCGCCUUCUUGACAAUCAUGAUACGGUACAGUCAAUCAUUGAUGCAGCGAAAAAGACAGAUAUCGGCCCCAUCUACAACGUUGUGAGCAACGAUAAUGGAAACGAUAGAAGUCACGCUGUUGAAGUCAUGUUGGCCGGCUCCCUAAUGCAGACUAAGGAUCCACUCUACACGAAGCCGCACAAGAAACCAGUCAGACUGCAGCCAAAGCGACUUCAGUUGCCUUCUACCAAUAGUCCCCGAUGA